CACUCCUCACGCAUUCACCUCCUCUCUCCCCGCCACUUCUAUCCCCCCCCCCGCCUACUCACCUCCUCCCUCCAAAUACACAUCAGUCAAAAUGGCAGGGGGCGCCACAAAGUACCGCCAUCUCAGCCGUAAGUCCUCGCACAGGCAGGCCCUGCUCCGCAACCUCGUCACCUCGCUCUUCACCCACGAAUCCAUCACCACCACAUGGCCCAAAGCCAAGGAAGCCCAACGACUAGCCGAGAAGCUCAUCACCCUGGGCAAGAAGAACACCGGAGCGAGCCGACAACAAGCGCUGUCUGUCUUCUACACCCCCCACGAACUCCUCCCCAAACUCUUCGGCUCCCUCCGCGAACGCUACGCCACCCGCCCAGGAGGCUACACGCGCGUGCUGCGCGUCGAGCCCAAAAAGGAUGACCAGGCCGCGAGCGCCAUCCUGGAACUCGUCGACGGGCCCAAGGAUAUGCGCUUCGCGAUGACUGCCCGGACCGUUGCGCGGAAUCGCUCGCAGGGCUUUGAGGGGCUCAACGAGUUGACGACUCUUAAUGUGCGAAAGGUUACCCGGUACCGCAAGGAUGGGGUUGAUGAUCUCGAGCGGGCGAUUAAGAAGUUGGAGCUUGAUAGUGGGAAGGCUGCUGCGUUUGCGAAGAGGAAUGGGGCUGGUGCGGGUCAAUAGAUGUACAUUUCUUUUUCAUACCGUUUGCUUUGGUCCUUUUUUUUUCUUUUUUUAUUUGAUUAGAGGUCUCUUUUCACGACACGUGCUUUGGAUGGAGGUCUUGACGGAAGGGAAAGAGAGUCCCACGCCAGCCUUGACCUCGUCGUCUACUUGAGACUUGAGACUGUCUGUUGGGUGUAUUGUAUUGCAUGUCUGCAUGCUCGCUGUACUUUUAUCUAGUGUUGGCCGGAUCAUGUGUUAUCAAUUCUCAUGGGAGAUGGAUGAGAUGGAUAUGAUGGCCUGGAGUUCUGCUAUAGCCUUUUUCUACUGUAACUAUCUAUCUAUCUAUCUAUCUAUUUACCUGCUUGGA
This is a messenger RNA of Aspergillus candidus, 1022 nucleotides long. Its product is annotated as mitochondrial 54S ribosomal protein bL17m. The coding region runs from base 92 to 673 and encodes 193 amino acids. The transcript has 2 exons. Gene Ontology annotation, biological process: translation. The record is from RefSeq and is a predicted model, not a curated record. Gene Ontology annotation, cellular component: ribosome; mitochondrial large ribosomal subunit. Gene Ontology annotation, molecular function: structural constituent of ribosome. NCBI's taxonomy places the organism in Eukaryota, Fungi, Ascomycota, Eurotiomycetes, Eurotiales, Aspergillaceae.